CAUUUUCGUUUCCAGAUUCUCAUCACCACAGCAACCAGCCCCCAAGCUUCCCUCCCCACAUCAGUUAAGCUCGCUAAGGGCCAUCACAGACAGGGGUUUUUAGGUAGCCACCCUUCGCCCCCCUUCCACACUGUUGGCAUUCCUCAGCUAUCUUAUCGCCCGAAACCUGCCCCACCAUCCACAGCACCACGCUCUUCAGCAUCGUCAUCCGUCACAAGCCAGUAGCUCCGCCCUUGACGAACUUUUACACUUUCGUUAGCUGCCAGACCGUCUUUUUCUCCUCUUCCUAGUCCAGGAAACAAAAAAAAGAAGACAGAAAAGUAGCAACCAUGUCAACCGAAUUAACUUAUCCCUGUUCUCUAAGCCUCGAUGUCCCCUUUCCCGACGCAAGACUUGCCAAUGUUGCGCUCCAGGCUCUCGGAGUAGACAAGGAACUAUCUACGCUCGUUCAAAAGGAGUUAUCGGCCGUUGACUCGACGCUCAAAGUUCGGUACAAGGCGACAACAAACAGGAUGCUGCGCGUGGCUGUCAACUCGUUCUUUGACAGCUUGGCUCUUGUGUUGGAGGUGAUGGAACAGUUGGAUGUGGAUGUAAUAGAGGCUAGAAAGGCGGAAGAAGAGACUGGUUGAAACGGCAAGCUGCAACUGUGAAUCACCAGAAACAUGAGGCAACUCAAACCACCGUGCCGAGCCGCAAGAGAUGAUGGGGACGGUCAAGACUAUUAGGCAUGUGAAAGUUAACUGUGCAACCUAUAGAGAAAGGCGCGCUUGCUGCAUUGCUAGCCUCAAGAGGCACAGCAUCACGGGAGCAUUCGCCGGAACAUCAACAUCAACAUCAACAUCAUCAGGGGCACGACAAAGGCGUUUGUAGGCCAC
Podospora pseudocomata is the source of this 875-nucleotide messenger RNA. RefSeq lists its product as uncharacterized. The record is from RefSeq and is a predicted model, not a curated record. Gene Ontology annotation, cellular component: EKC/KEOPS complex. The coding region runs from base 330 to 629 and encodes 99 amino acids. NCBI's taxonomy places the organism in Eukaryota, Fungi, Ascomycota, Sordariomycetes, Sordariales, Podosporaceae. The transcript has 3 exons.